This is a messenger RNA of Rhagoletis pomonella (apple maggot), 1513 nucleotides long. RefSeq names its product actin-related protein 2 (gene Arp2). Gene Ontology annotation, biological process: Arp2/3 complex-mediated actin nucleation. Gene Ontology annotation, molecular function: actin filament binding. The transcript has 7 exons. Lineage: Eukaryota; Metazoa; Arthropoda; Insecta; Diptera; Tephritidae. Bases 232 to 1416 code for a protein of 394 amino acids. Gene Ontology annotation, cellular component: Arp2/3 protein complex; actin cortical patch. The record is from RefSeq and is a predicted model, not a curated record.
AUGGCCCCACGGUUUUUGACGUUAGUCAUCGCCGCAAAAAAGUUGUAAAAAAUUCCAAUUGUCCAAAGAAUUUGCGGCUGACAAUUUUAAUUAUUUUUAUUGCGCUAUCUAUGUGAGUUAGAACGUGAAAAGUUGUAGCAAAAAUAUAUAUUAGGGCGUUUAAUCUGCAAACGAAGGAAUUGAAAGCAGUGAACGUAGGUGGCCAAGUCAACAUUACCAACGAGGGGUACAAUGGAUAGCAAGGGACGCAAUGUUAUCGUGUGCGAUAAUGGAACCGGUUUUGUAAAAUGCGGCUAUGCCGGCAGCAAUUUCCCCGCACACAUAUUCCCCUCCAUGGUUGGAAGGCCAAUAAUUCGUGCUGUUAAUAAAAUCGGCGACAUAGAAGUUAAGGAUCUAAUGGUGGGCGAUGAAGCCUCACAACUGCGAUCGCUUCUAGAGGUGUCCUAUCCAAUGGAGAACGGUGUGGUGCGUAAUUGGGAAGAUAUGUGCCACGUUUGGGAUUAUACAUUCGGCCCGAAGAAAAUGAAUAUUGAUCCAAAGAAUACAAAAAUACUUUUGACAGAACCGCCCAUGAAUCCGCUAAAAAAUAGAGAAAAGAUGAUUGAGAUGAUGUUCGAAAAGUAUGGCUUCGAUUCGGCGUAUAUUGCAAUUCAGGCGGUGCUUACUCUCUAUGCGCAAGGCUUGAUUUCGGGUGUGGUUAUCGACUCUGGCGAUGGUGUUACACACAUUUGUCCUGUGUACGAAGAAUUUGCGCUGCCUCAUUUAACCAGACGUUUAGACAUUGCCGGCCGUGAUAUCACACGAUAUCUGAUUAAGCUUUUACUUUUACGUGGUUACGCGUUCAAUCAUUCCGCUGAUUUUGAAACUGUCCGCAUGAUGAAGGAGAAACUCUGCUACAUUGGCUAUGACAUCGAGAUGGAACAGCGACUUGCGCUGGAAACUACUGUGCUUGUUGAGUCAUAUACGUUACCCGAUGGCCGCGUGAUAAAGGUGGGCGGCGAACGUUUUGAAGCACCUGAGGCGUUAUUCCAACCACAUUUAAUCAAUGUUGAAGGUCAAGGCAUAGCCGAGCUAGUGUUUAACACAAUACAGGCGGCCGAUAUUGAUAUGCGCCCGGAAUUGUAUAAGCAUAUCGUUCUGUCUGGUGGUUCAACCAUGUAUCCAGGUCUUCCUAGUCGAUUAGAACGCGAAAUAAAACAAUUAUAUUUAGAACGUGUGCUCAAGAACGACAUCGAUAAGUUAGCGAAAUUCAAAAUUCGCAUUGAGGAUCCACCACGACGAAAAGAUAUGGUUUUCAUUGGUGGUGCUGUUUUGGCUGAAGUGACAAAAGAUCGCGAUGCUUUUUGGAUGUCGAAGCAAGAGUAUCAGGAACAAGGUCUCAAAGUAUUACAGAAACUUACGAAGAGCACACAGUAGUAGGAAAGGCCAAAAAAUACUAUUAACAUUCAAGUUAAAACCUACCUUUUGUAUUGUGUUUUUAUAGCUUGCAAUACAACAUAUAUCGUCGUUUAAA